Staurois parvus is the source of this 465-nucleotide messenger RNA. The record is from the annotation of a GenBank genome assembly. Lineage: Eukaryota; Metazoa; Chordata; Amphibia; Anura; Ranidae.
GUCAGCAGUCUCUUAGUCAUCCCCUGUACUGUCUGCAGUCUCUGGUCAUCUCCUGUACUGUGUCCGCAGUCUCUGAUCAUCUCCUGUACUGUGCCCGCAUCUCUGGUCAUCUCCUGUACCGUCUGCAGUCUCUGGUCAUCUCCUGUACCGUCUGCAGUCUCUGGUCAUCCCCUGUACUGUCCGCAGUCUCUGGUCAUCUCCUGUACUGUGUCCGCAGUCUCUGGUCAUCCCCUGUACUGUGUCCGCAGUCUCUGGUCAUCCCCUGAACUGUGUCCGCAGUCUCUGGUCAUCCCCUGUACUAUGUCCGCAGUCUCUGGUCAUCCCCUGUACUAUGUCCGCAGUCUCUGGUCAUCCCCUGUACUAUGUCCGCAGUCUCUGGUCAUCUCCUGUACUGUGUCUGCAGUCUCUGGUCAUCUCCUGUACUAUGUCCGCAGUCUCUGGUCAUCUCCUGUACUAUGUCCGCAG